Molecule: messenger RNA, 929 nt
Organism: Westerdykella ornata
Lineage: Eukaryota; Fungi; Ascomycota; Dothideomycetes; Pleosporales; Sporormiaceae
Exons: 1
Coding region: 125-871 (248 amino acids)
Source: RefSeq, a predicted model, not a curated record
GACUCAGUCUACCCGUCAUUUAAACCACUAUUGUUCUGAUACACAAACGCCGAAUCUUUUUUUUUUCCCGCCACUAUCACCACCAUCGUAUAGAAUGCGAUUUCGAAGCUUGGUCUUGCCCGUGAUGGCCGUUGUCGCCACCGCAAAUGCGCAAUCCUUGCGCGUUUGGACCGGUGUCCGAGGCGGCCAGAACAACUAUGAAUGUACUGGCGACAAUAGCAUUCUAGUAGCAGGCGACUUGGGCAAAUGCUUCGAUGGCCCGACUAUUGCUUGCUGGCAACUCGUGCAGCAGGGCCCCGCCACACUCUCAUUGUUCGCCGGUUCACGAUGCUCCGGACAGGAGCUCUUCGACCCUCUGGGCUCGCCAAUUGGAAGACCUCAAAGCCAGUUCAAGACAUACCAUUCAUACAGGUUCAACCGGCUCGGGAAACGCCAGGAAAACUCAACCGAAGACCUCCAGAUUGUGCAACGCCCAACUGAGGAUCGCCAAAUUGUGGAGAAAAGACAACAAGCGCAGGAUCCAUCCGGACAGAGAAUCACCUUCAACGGCCAAGUAUAUACUUUGGGACAAUUUCUGCGACAUGGACCAGCCGCCUUCGCAUCCAUCUCGGAACUUAUCAUAAGCUCUAUUAGCUUAAGGAUCGCAUCGGGUGACACCAACGGCGCAGUGGCGAUACCAGGAGGACACGAAUUGGACUUUACUGUGUGGGAUCCGGCACCCCAGCAGGGAGCACCCGUACCAAACCUAGUAUUACAACAGAUGUGGCGACUGGCAGCCGUUUAUGCCAACGCGAUCGGCAUAUGGAACUGGCAACUGGGAGUCGCCGACGUUAAUGGAAACACCUUGGGAGUUUUGGAAGCGGAAGGUUGAACAUAUUAUAGCGAGAGGCAGCAAUAUGUGCACUAUUAUUUUUUUUUUAGGUUUUAAG